AUGGAUAAAACAAUUCAAUCAAGAAAUGCAAUUUCAAAAAAGAAAAAUUUGCUUUUAAUUGAUAAUGCAUCAUCUUAUAAAUUAGAAGAAAAUGAAAUAUUAAAUAGAAUUGAUACAUUUGAUGCAUAUAAUGAUUUUGGUACUGAAAUUCCUCUUUUAAAUAUAUUUAAUGCAAUAACUUGGACUGCAGAAGUUUUAGAAACAACAGGAAUUCCUAAUGAUAAUGAAAUUAUUUCAAGUAUUCUUGAAGUACCCGAAGUUGAAAAAGAAAUCAAUAAUGCAAUUUCACCAUAG
Messenger RNA from Diversispora eburnea, 294 nucleotides. NCBI's taxonomy places the organism in Eukaryota, Fungi, Glomeromycota, Glomeromycetes, Diversisporales, Diversisporaceae. The record is from the annotation of a GenBank genome assembly.